Messenger RNA from Geodia barretti, 1986 nucleotides. The record is from the annotation of a GenBank genome assembly. NCBI's taxonomy places the organism in Eukaryota, Metazoa, Porifera, Demospongiae, Tetractinellida, Geodiidae.
AUGACCGGAGACCAGCCUCAAGCGGUGGCCCGCUUGGCGGAAGGCGUGCGGAACGACUUGACCUACCAGACCAUGCUGGGCGUGACCGGCAGCGGGAAGACUUUUACCAUGGCCAACAUCGUCCAGGAGGUGCAACGACCAACCCUGGUUAUGGCCCACAACAAGACUCUUGCCGCCCAGUUGGCCUCGGAGUUCAAGGAGUUUUUCCCUCACAACGCGGUAGAGUACUUCGUCUCAUACUACGAUUACUACCAGCCGGAAGCCUACGUCCCUCAAUCUGACACCUACAUCGAGAAGGACUCCAGCGUCAAUGAGGAACUGGACAAGCCCUGCUUGUCCGCAAAGUGUCCCCCUGAUUACACGACGGGAUGUCCUGUCGUCGCUCUGUUCUCGCUCAUCUACGGCUUAGGAGACCCCAGGGACUACUUCAACCUGGUGGCCCAAGUUAAGGUCGGAGAGGAACAGAGUCGCAGCCGGUUGAUGCGGCAAUUGGUAGACAUGCAGUACGAGCGUAACGACAUGAACCUGGCCAGGGGCAAGUUCCGUAUACGGGGCGACACGCUGGAAAUCAUCCCCGCAUACGAGGAGGCUGCGGUCAGGGUCCAGUUCUGGGGCGACGAGGUAGAGCGCAUAGUGCAGUUGGACCCGCUAACCGGCGAGAUGCUGGCCGAUAUGGCGGAAAUCGCCAUAUAUCCCGCCAACCACUUCGUGACGUCCAAAGACAAGCUUGACGCGGCAGUAAACGAUAUCCGGGUCGAGUUGGAAGAGAGGCUGGCGGAGUUGCGGGCCGGGGGGAAAAUACUCGAAGCGGCCCGCUUGGAAAGCCGCACCCACUAUGAUUUGGAAAUGCUCCAGGAAACCGGCUUUUGCUCCGGCGUAGAGAACUACUCCAGGCACUUGGCCCGCAGGGCGGCGGGCAGCUCUCCCUGGACCCUGCUGGACUACUUCCCCGAAGACUACCUGAUGUUCGUGGACGAGUCUCACAUGACGCUGCCCCAAGUCCGCGGCAUGUACCACGGCGACAUGUCCAGAAAGCGGACACUCGUGGACUUCGGGUUCCGCCUGCCCUCCGCUAUGGACAACCGCCCGCUCAACUUCGAGGAGUACGAGGACCACAUCAACCAAGUCGUCUAUGUGUCCGCCACACCCGGACCCUUUGAAAUGAAGCGCAGCGCCAUGACAGUGGAGCAGGUUAUACGACCCACGGGCCUGUUGGAUCCUACGGUUGAGGUGAAGCCCACGGAGGGCCAGAUCGACGACCUGUUGCAGCAGAUAAAGGAGCGGAUAGAGCGGUCGGAACGCUGCUUGGUCACGACUCUGACCAAGCGCAUGGCCGAAGAACUGGCCGAUUACCUGUCCGAGAUGGGUAUACGCAACAACUACCUCCACUCGGACAUACAGACCUUGGACCGGAUAGAAAUCCUUAGAGACCUGCGCUUGGGCGUGUUCGACGUUAUCGUCGGAAUCAACCUGCUGCGCGAAGGACUGGACCUGCCCGAAGUAAGCUUGGUGGCCAUCCUGGACGCGGACAAAGAGGGCUAUCUCCGCUCUAACACGUCACUGAUACAGACCAUCGGUCGGGCGGCCCGCCACGCCAACGGCCAAGUCAUCAUGUACGCCGACCGCAUCACCGACUCCAUGCGGCAGGCGAUAGACGAGACCAACCGCAGACGAGCCAUUCAGGACGCCUUCAACAAGCAGCACGGCAUUGAGCCCCAGAGCAUCCAGAAAGAGGUCCAUGACAUUACCGAGGGCAUCAAGACGAUUUCGGAGAACAGGGCGCGUUACCAAGUGGUGCGCAGCGAGAUGUCCAGGGCCGACAUGUACCGAGUGGUCAAAGACCUCGAAGGGCAAAUGAAGGAGGCGGCCAAGAGCCUCCAGUUCGAGAAGGCCGCCCAGUUCCGCGACGAAAUCUUCGAGUUGCGGAGGCUGUUAGUGCUGGAGGAGAAGGUGCUCACUCCAGCGGCGUUCGGAGCCGAAGAGUAA